UCUGUCAGCACAGCGCCUCUCUCACAACCAUGAACGGAUUAAGCGAUCAUGCCUACCUCACGAAUGAAGACGGGGCGGCCCAUGAGCGGUGUGUCGCUCAAUUCCUUUAUGGCCCUCUGAGCUUCGUCCGGGCUACCAUAUUCAACGAUGCUGCAGCACGCAUAGACCAGUCAACAUCCUCUGCUUCCUCCUCCAAUAAGCUGUGACCAGGCCAUGUCACCCACCCGCAUCCCUUCGACAUGCCGUUGGGCAGUGAAAGAAUCUCCGAGUAGACGACGUUUCCAGCUGUCCGACCAUGUCAUCUCUCCGUCAGCCCAUCAAGGUCCCUUGCCUGGACCAUGGAUCCCCCACCCGACCCACCAUCCGUCAUAAACUCCUUGAGGUGGUCCGCCUUGACAUCGUAGCUGAGGUUGCCCACGUAGACCCUGCACUCCUUUUGGGAGCGCCGGGCCGCCUCGCCGGCAUCAACCUGACCACCAGUGGCCGAGACCGCGGCAGCGCCAUCCACGGCCGCCGUUCCGUUUGCCGACAUCUCUGCUUCCGUCAUGACCUCUUCGGCUUCUUCUCCAACAAAUUACUCUCUGCCUCCUUCCAGCUUCGAUCCGUCCAAAUCCCGCUGCUGCCUGUCGCCGCCGGUGCUUUGGAUGGUAGUGCGAGAAGAAGGUCGAUGUGUCCUAGCGAUGACCCCAAAGGUCCGCAGCUGGCCGCGCGCGCUGUAUUCUUACUUCACUUUUCGGAGCUUUUCUUCCUUUGACCCUUUUUUUGUAUUCACCACCGUGACGAUUAUUACACGUGGUCUAAAGUCCGUGCAUUUCUGCUUGCUGCAGGCAACCAACCU
Molecule: messenger RNA, 838 nt
Organism: Acaromyces ingoldii
Lineage: Eukaryota; Fungi; Basidiomycota; Exobasidiomycetes; Exobasidiales; Cryptobasidiaceae
Exons: 1
Coding region: 296-754 (152 amino acids)
Source: RefSeq, a predicted model, not a curated record